CUUCCUCAGCAAAAAGAGGAUGAUUGGUGGCAGAUGUUAGCUCAGGGCUAAUCUUCCUCAAAAGAAAAAGAAAAGGUCCAGAGGAGCCUCUGGAAACGACCCCUGAAGUCUAACUCCUCUCUAGAGACCAAAGGCCCGGGUUGCCAGGGCAUACAUUUUCUCAGACGUCUCCUGGAGAGCAAGCGUGUUAGCUUUGGAUUCCUGUACCAGCAGACAGGAGGGCCAUUGCUCUGUCAGAUGGCCUUCCAAGUCUGCACACAGGCCUACAGUCUCAGUUUGGGGCUUCACUAGGUACAAGGACACCCUGGCCUCUCACAGUCAAGGGACAUGUGUCACUUUUAGCAGGUUUAGGGCAUUUCCCAAAUGAUUUUGUAUUUAUUCUUCAGAUGCCAGCGCUGGGAAAGGAGGAGACUGGGGGCUGGUUAGGCCCUGUGUAUGGGGUGGCUGGUGCAGCAACGGGUACCCUUGAAGCAUCCGGAAGCAUCUUCCUGGGGCCUGGGAAGGAGAACUUUACUACACUGGGGCCAAAGAUCAGAACCCAGGAGCCUGCUUCUGCCUGCUGCUCUGCCCCCUACGGGUGAUAAAUAUCCCUUAAAGGCUGUUCCUGGGCUUCUGCCCUUUGAGUCCAGGGUAGACCACCUGGGUGAAAGCUUAGAGGCUGCCCCCUCCCCACCGAGAAAAAUCAUGGGGAGCAGGGAGGCAGUCUCAAAUCUCAACACACACACACACCAAUAGCUGGAAGUCCUUUAGGCUGGCCCCUGCCCCUUUAUCUGAUGGCUUUUGCUGCCACCAGCCAGCCCUGGACUUGGACCCUGGGCUGACUGUGAGUGCCCUCCCUGGGCUGUUUGUCUACCUUGUUCAUAGAGAGGCACUGGGAGAGAGGAGAACAUUCCUGGCUGCUGAGGCUCUGGAAGGAAGGGAAAGAAAGGAGACGAAAGGCUGCUUGAGCUAGGGCCCUCGGGGGUGGCAUGUGACUGGUGGGGGCCGGUGCUGCCUUGGCAACCAGCACCGCUCUGCACUCCCCCAGUCAUAGUUUACCUCUUCAUCAUCACAUGGCCUCAUCUGUCAUGCAGGGCUUUAAACAGCUGGAGGCCUGCUUUACCUUUCCUCCCUGAUCUUUUCAUCACCCUCCCCAUCCUCAGACACCAGGAUCUUCCCCAGCUCUCCUUAAAUCUGAGAGAGGGACCCAGGCCGUUGGGAGUCCCCACUACCCCCCUGUUUCCCAGUGUCCACGAGGGAAGCUGUGGGGAGUACUCCUCUCAUCCACAUUCUGUUCCGGGAAUGGGGUCUGGAAAGGGAGCCUGGUUUGACCUCUGAUUCCUGUGGAAGUGGCCAGCAGCUGGUCCCCAUCUCUUAGCACAUGUUCCUUCCCAGGAUGACAGCCAAGGUGGCUGCUUCUCUCUGUGGCAGAAGCAUGAGUUCCAUGUGUCUCCCUGGGAUAAGUAUCUUGCAGGAGUGCGUAUUAUGUGUCAUUUCUACCUUCCUGAUUCCGUUUUGAUGAUGUUCUGUGGGGUACAAGCAGGGAACACCAGCUUUUUCUUGCAGUUACUGACAGGACAGGUUAUCAGAGAGCUUGCUUUCCUGCAUCAGGAUCAUGUUGAUACAUUAAAACAAGAGCCUUCUUUGAGUACCACUUACCUGCAAGCUGGGUAUCCGUCAGGAAUAGAGAAACGGGGCUAGGAUUUUAGAAGCCAAGUCCCUUCCCCCUCCUCCCCCAGAUCUAUUCCACACAGACCUGUACCAACUUCCCUUUGGCUCCCUCUGGCACAAAAUCAGGGGAGGUUCUAUGAAAACUGGGGUUCCCCAAACUCCUACACAAGCCAGCUUAUUCUCACAAUGACUUAGCCUUGAGCUCACCUCCAAGCCCCGCCUCACUGCAACCAUGUGCUCCCCUAUUCCUGUACAGCAGGGCCAGCUCACCUUCUCGGCGCCUCUGAGACCCAUUCUCUUAGCUCCCACCCACAGAAAUGGGAGGCUUCUCCUUCCUUACCUAGAUGGGUAGAUGGACUCUCCAGAGAUGAGCUGCCGGGAUCACAAGCACAUCUUGAACUCUGGAGCCUGCAGGGCCCACAUGUGUUAGGGCGUACACACAUGCACGCACACACACACGUGCAUGCAGGCAUUUUCAUUUACACACACAACCCAAUUUUGUAAACAUUCAUGUGGCUGAGACGACACAGGCCACCAGGGGAUCUAGGCCUCACUGCCUGCCCCAAACCACUGGCACCUGGGCCACAGAGGGUUGUGGUAAGGGACACCUGCCUAGCUUCUUCCUGCCUUCAGCUAUUCUGAGGGCUAUUUAUAUGCUCUCGAGAAAGUGGGGGAGGCUGGUUGUUUAGCUGAUGCCAAGCUCUGAGUCCCUGGAGUCGGAGCUGAGUCCUUGGGUCUCAGAGCCACCUUCUGAAAGUCCCAAAGGUUGGAGUCCAGCAUACUUUGUCCUCCUGCCACCAGGGUCUUUGCUGGGUCUCCUCCAGGCUACCUCCCAGCCCUCCUGUGCCCAGCAUGUCAACUCCCCACUCUGUCCCCCCGCUGUAGGCACCAGUCCCAUCCAUCACUAACCUACCCCUCAUAGUCAUCCCAUUUGAGCCCCAGUGUGACUUGUCCUCCCAGCUCCCACUUCCCACCAGUACCCCCUCAACCACACACGACCCUACACACCACAGUGGGUCUCCAUUGUGAAAGGGCCCUUCCCUGACAUGCCAGUGACUUGCCUUCAGACUGGGAUGGCUUGCCAGCUUCAUACCAGGUGCUGCAGGCUGUUGCCUACACCUGGGCCCACGCCUGCAGAGCUUUGUGCCUCAGUGAGGGCAGCCCCCUGGAGGCAUUCUUCAUGACCCUGAUACCUGGCUGCCUGUCCCUGCGUAUCCUCAACCUGAGUGGCCUCUUCACAUCAGGCAUGCUGCUGGCUCAGCCCGAGAUGGCACAGGAGGUCCAGCAGACGUGGUGCUGCCUCUGUGAGCUCAACCUGGCUGGCCUGUGGGACCAGGCCGACCUCAGCUUCAGUUGGCUCAGCAGCUGUGCCCCCAGCCUGGAGCGCCUCUCCUUGGCCUACUACUUGGCGUCACCUACGAGCUGGGCCCAGCCUGGGGCUCUGUCUGCCCCCAGGACUCCUCCCCCUCCCAACUCCUUCCGCUACCUGCUGUGAUCCGUGAAGGAGUACUCACACUGGCUUUCCACUGGAGGCCCUGCAGCCCCUGGGCCAGGUGGCCGGGCUGCAGAUGCAGGAGCUGAGCCUGCGCAGCUGCUGGGACUUCUCCACAGAGGCCGUGGCCCUUUGCCACCAGCAACCAGGCCUUACCUCCCUGGACUUUAGCAGCUGCUCAGAACUGGCUGAUGGGGCACUCUUGGCUGGGAGCUUCGGCCUGCGGCACCUGCAGCAAGGGAGCCCAAGGAAGCUGCAGUGGCUGACGGAUGCGGGAUGCACAGCCCUGGGGGGCUUGUGGGAGCCGCAGAGCCUCGACAUGGUGAGCAGGCGGGAGGGAGCCGCAGAGCCUGGACAUGGUGAGCAGGUGGGAAUUGGCCCAGGCCCUGUGCUCGGGGUGCGGAGCUCCACCCCUCAGCCUGGCCUACUGCUCCUCACUCAAGUCAUACUGAGAGCUGGUGCAUCAGGCCUUGGGCCCCAAGGACCCUUCUCCCCAACCACAGGGCCCCUUCAUGCUGCAGGCCCUGCAGGAGUUGGACCUCAUAGUCUGCAGCAAGCUGACUGAUGCCACUUUGGCCAAGGGGCUCUACUUCCCCCAGCUGAGGCAACUGUCACUGAGCUUGUUGCCAGCACUCACAGACAAGGGGUUGGUGGCUGGCAGGGGCCACCCCAGCCUGGAGUGCUUGGUGCUGAGUCACUGCAGCCUCGUCAGUGACAAGGGCUGGGCCCAGGCAGCCAGCUUCUGGCUGAGGCUGCAGCACCUCAGCCUCUCCAGCUGCACAUAGCUCGUGGAGCAAACACUGGAUACCAUUAGGCAGGCAUGCAAGCAGCUCCAGAUGUUAGAUGUGACCGUGUGUCCUGGUAUCAGCAUGGCUGCCAUCAGGUGCUUCCAAGCCCAAGUGCCCCAGGUGACCUUCCAAUCCUGCUUCUUGGGAGGGAGUGAUCUAAUCCUAACCCUCUGAGGCCAGGUCAGUAACCAGCCCUAGGGCGCAGUCUCCAUCUCCAGAGUCCCCAGCCCUGGCCUCUUGACCUGGAGUUUGACUCAGUGCCUCCUGCUGCCCUCUGCUACAUACCCCAGAGCCCCUUCCCCAAGCUAUAAACCCCUUUUCUAGGAUGGGGGUGGGGGUGGGGGCAGGAACUAAUCCAGGGCAGUCCAGGGGGCUUUCUGCCCCAGUCUGCUCCACAGCCCAGCAGGAGCUUCUUUCUAGCUACAGGUUGCUGCCACAGGCCCCUGGAAAUGCCAGGUCCUGCUCUCCUGGCCAGGCCUGGGUGAGGAGGCCAGGCCCACAGGUGGGCUUGGUAUGGUGCUGGUGGGGAGCAGACCUUGUGCCUCUUGCCCUGCCCACUUCUCACACCUAAGGCCCAUGCCUCACCUUACAGGAGCUCUACGAGCCCUGUGCCAGCAGUGAGCUUUAGCAGCUAAGCCACAGUCUUGUAAACCCAAGCCAAAUUAAAAAUUCCAGCUUUUACCUCCUUGCCUGAAGUUCUCAGACUAAAGGACCCCUCCCCUCCCCACCUUUGCUGAAGCAGCCCAGCCCAGAGACACUGUGGAGGAAACACCAGAGGGAAACACUUCUUCCUCACACCUGGUCCAAAGCCACACAGACACUCCAGCAGGUCCCAGCUUCUUCCCUACCUGGUGGGAGGCCUCUCCCCAGCACGAGCUCAAGGGCAUGUCCUGCAGCAAAGGCACAUCUGUGUGCACUUGUCCCAGCCAGACCCCAGGAGCAUGCUGAUUAAGGAUCCCUGAGUCAAUGAGGCUGUCUUCAGGAAAAAAGGACAACAAAAAAAGAAGAUAGCAUCUCUGGGUAGGAAGGGUCAUUAGAGGUCACUCGUCCAACCUAAACAGUGCAGGUGACUUCUCAACAGCAGCUCUGAGAACCACUCUGUUCAUCUGGCUCUCCAUAUAUCCAUCUCUCUGUUCUUCAGUUCUAGGAGUAGCUAGAGGGGCUGCCUGAGUGCCCACAGUCACUGUGCUUUAUGUGGGGAUUCAGAGGUGACAGAGCCCUUCCAGCCCCCAGGCCAGAUGGGGAGGCAAAUUAACUAACAGGCAGAGACAGUCCAGUGUGCAGGGUGUACACAAAUAGAGAAACAAGCACCUGGGACCAGGAGCCCAGCAGAGCAAUGAACUUAGCCUGGGAGGUCAAGGACCAAGGCCAUGAAAAAUGAGCAGAAGAGAGGAAAGAGGGCAGUCAGACAGAAGGGACUGGGGAGAUGCACAUGGGCAGGCCAGAGCUGGCGCUGAAGGGGGAGGGGGAGGGUCCAGGCCCUGACAGGGUGUAGAGAGUAUGCCAGCUUAGACCAAGCACUGAGAACCCUGCAAGCCACAGACACUCUGUUGGAAAGGCUAAAACCACAACUUGUCUGCAACCUACCUCAACUCUGCUCAAUCAUGGUACCAUGACCAUUAUCCCAUGGACAAGAGAGAGACAUUGAAGAAUACAGGAUGGGGGUGGUGUGUGUGUGAGUGUGUAAUCAGAGCAGCUUCACAUUUGAGAAAGUAGUUGGGGUAGCUAGUAUUGAGAAGAUUGGAGGGGCAAGAGAGGAGGCAGGAAGUCAAGAGGUUCUUGUCAAGAUGAUGAUGGCCUGGGCAAGAGACUGGAGACAUUGAGAAGAAAGAAUUGACAGUAUCAGGAGACUUAACUGCAUCUGGCAUCCCCACUCCCCAUUUUCACCUUGAACUCAAUAGCACACUAUUCCAAGUAUGGUAGGAAGUCUCUGAAUGCAGGAAGUCGGCAUGUUGGGCCCUAGAUGCCCAAGUCAGAAGCAUAGCUGGGGAGAGGGGAUGCAAGUGUUCCCCAGCACAUUCUCCAAAGGAGGUGCCAUUUCAUCACUUUUCAAGGUAAUAUGUUGAUGGUUAACACUGUUAAAAAAGAUAUUUGAGGAGGCAUUGGGAAGGAGAGGGAGUGAAAGGCAUGGAGAAGGAGGUCAGAGGGUAGUGGCAGCCUUUAGCCUACCCUGUGGGUCCUGUGGGCUGGUGUGCUCCUCUUUGCCUCAGAGACUUGGGGUCCUGGACCAGAACCUCUGAGCCUCUGAGCCUGACCUCCAGCAGGGCCCAACACUCCUAGUGGCUUCUGCCCCCAGGGGCUCUGGCCUGUGUGUGGCCCCCACCCCACCCUUGCUCCUGCAUUGGUUUUUAAUCAGAAUGCAGGGCUUCUGGCACUGAAUUCCCUCUAGUUAGAAUCAGCCCACAUCCACCCACCAGCCUAGGGACAUCUUUUGGAAUUGUGAGUUUGCCCUUCAGCACAAAGCAGGCCCAACUGCAUAUCUCUCCCUUCAAGCCUCUCACCAGAGGGCCUCUAAAUCCCACAGAGAUCACAGGGCAGGGCCAAGCAGGGUUGAGGACUGAGCUCAGACUGUCAGGAACUUUCUGGAAAAUGACUCCCAGAUUAGGCCCCUGUUAAUGCUGCCCAGGAAGGCGUCCACUUUGAGCAGUGCCUCCUGCCCUGCUAGUUCUCCCUCAACUGACUGGCAGCCCCCAGUCCUCAAGCCAUCCCUCUCUGCAGGCCCAGCACUGAGGGAGGCUGAGGAUUCAUCUUGGGAAGGGCAACGGGGCCAGCCUACCACCACCUCCUUCAGAAUACCAGCCCCUCAAUUGUAGCUGCCCAGGUUUGUAGGCCCAAACUGUGGCUCUGGCCUGAUGCCCCAUCUCAUUUGCCAGCUAAAUUUGAAGGCAGGCUUGGCCCACAAGAUUCAGAACUGACUCAACACAUGCCAAAGAGCCAAGCAGACUUUAUUUCUGCUGAAGCCUCUGCUGAUCAGGAUGUCUGAGCUUCUCCACCCUCCACCC
Messenger RNA from Equus caballus (horse), 6932 nucleotides. NCBI's taxonomy places the organism in Eukaryota, Metazoa, Chordata, Mammalia, Perissodactyla, Equidae. The record is from RefSeq and is a predicted model, not a curated record.